AUUAUUUUAAUUUUAAUUAGUUUUGGAGACACAGGUGAUAUGCAUCGCAGAAAAAUUAUUAAACCUACAUCGAAAAUCAAUGAAGAAGAGUUAACUCAAGAAUAUUGGAUAAAUCAAGCACAAGAUUUUCUCGAUAUGAAAUAUAACACAAAAAUUAAUACGAACCAAGCGAAGAAUAUAAUCUUCUUUUUGGGCGAUGGAUUAUCCAUCCCAACUUUAAAAGCUACCAGAAUCUAUUACGGCCAAGAAAUAUUAAAAACUCAGCACGAAGAAGCCCCUUUAUAUUUCGAAGAAUUUCCUUAUUCAGCACUUUCCAGAACUUAUUGUGUUGAUACCCAAGUUCCUGAUUCAGCCUGCACAGCAACUGCAUUCCUUUGCGGUAUUAAAGCUAACUAUGACACAGCUGGUGUUACAGCUUCCGUUAAUUUAGCAAAUUGCACAGCGAGUUUGGAAGAAAAGAAUCGAGUUGACUCCAUCGCCAGAUGGUUUCAAUUGGAUGGUAAAAAAAGUGGGUUGGUUACAACGACAAGAGUUACUCAUGCAACCCCAUCAGCAAUUUAUGCCCACACAGCACAUAGAAAUUGGGAAUGUGACGUUGCAGAAUAUUUCGAUGAAACCGAACCAAUGCCCGAAGAUUGCCAAGAUAUAGCGGUACAAUUAAUUGAAUCUGAAACCGGUAAAAAUUUAAACGUAAUUAUGGGCGGUGGGAGAAGAAUGUUUUUCCCAGAAACUGAAAAUGGUCCAGAAGAUGAUCCAGGAAAAAGAAAAGAUAGUAAAAACUUAAUUAAUCAAUGGUUAGAACAAAAAGAAAAAGAUGGCUUUAAAGAAACAUCACAAUAUAUUUGGAAUAAAUCCCAAUUAAAAUCGUUACCCAACGAAAUCGAUUAUGUUUUUGGAUUAUUCGAAAGCUCCCAUUGUGCGUAUCAUUUAGACGCAAACGAUGAAGAUCCUUCGUUAGAAGAAAUGACGGAAGUUGCGAUUAAUAUUUUAUCGAAAGAAAAUAAAGGUUUCUUUUUGUUGGUGGAAGGUGGAAGAAUUGAUCACGCCCACCACGAUAAUUUAGCGAUGAAAGCUUUAGAUGAAACCGUUGAAUUUGCAAAAGCUAUUCAAAAAGCCAAAGAAAUGACCAACGAAGAAGAUACUUUAAUUGUAGUCACCGCCGAUCAUGCCCAUUCUUUUACAGUUAACGGUUAUCCAUCCAGAGGAAACAACAUUUUUGGAAUAGCCGAUAUAGCCGAUGAUAAUAAAGGAUAUUCGACUUUAAGCUACGCGAAUGGACCUGGUUAUAAAGAUUACGACGAAAAUGGAAGACCUGAUUAUAGAGAAGACGAUUUAAGUGGAAAGGACGCAAUGUUUCCGGCAAUGGCUCCGUUAGAUUCUGAGACCCAUGGAGGUGAUGACGUUGCAAUUUUUGCUACUGGCCCUUGGGCACAUCUUUUUACCGGUUCGGUUGAACAAAAUUAUAUCCCCCAUGCAAUGGCUUUUGCCGCUUGCGUUGGAAAUGGUCACACCAUGUGUUCGAAAGGUUCUGGUACCAACAUUCAAGCGUUAUCUAUAAGCUUCUAUUCACUGUUAACAAUAUCAUAUUACUUUUAUUGUAAAUAAUAUAAUUGAAGAAAAAUAUGAUUAAUUUUUUUCCGUUUAAA
Messenger RNA from Onthophagus taurus, 1646 nucleotides. RefSeq names its product alkaline phosphatase-like. Gene Ontology annotation, biological process: dephosphorylation. The record is from RefSeq and is a predicted model, not a curated record. NCBI's taxonomy places the organism in Eukaryota, Metazoa, Arthropoda, Insecta, Coleoptera, Scarabaeidae. Gene Ontology annotation, molecular function: alkaline phosphatase activity.